Molecule: messenger RNA, 2262 nt
Organism: Haemonchus placei
Lineage: Eukaryota; Metazoa; Nematoda; Chromadorea; Rhabditida; Trichostrongylidae
Source: the annotation of a GenBank genome assembly
AUGAGAUAUCCCGUUUGGUUACUUGUUCUGAUAGCCAGUUUGGUCGAUGCCUAUUCGAAAUACGCGAAGCCACUGAAACUUUCUCAACCUGAUGCGAAUGGCGUCUACGUCUUCGAUAUGAUUGUCGAGCGGAAGCUCACUAUGAGCUCGAGAGAUACCAGUCCAUGGAAGCAUAGCACCCCUUUGGACUACUCUCCGAAAUCGGCAUCAUGGUCACGUCGAGAGCCAGAUCAGCUGAAAGGCUGCUUUGUCAAUUAUACAUUGGACAUGAGCACCAAUUCUGAUGACAGGAAGUAUCUCAAGGAUACGGUAGUGCUGGAUGGAAAGCACAAGCGGGUGCUAACGAUUAACGGCAAAACACCUGGAGACCCGAUUGUUGUGCCGUACCUUUCUGAAGUACUUUUACGAGUUCAUAACAAAGUACUAAUGGAUUCUAUUUCUAUACAUGUUCAUGGUAUUGACAAGCAUGAUCUCUGGUAUAUGGAUGGAGUAGCGUUCAUACAGCAGUGCCCGAUCCAUAGCACAAAUUACUUUGAAUAUCGAUUUAUCGCCGAUAACAAAGGAACUCAUUGGUAUCAUGGGCACUUCCAAACGGAUCGUGGCGAGGGAUUACUUGGAGGUUUUGUCGUUGUGGACGAAAACGAUAGAUCGGUGCCAACGAAUGGCAAAGGAACAAGGAAAGUUCCCGAUCGGGAGUAUUAUGUGAUGCUUCAGGAUUGGGCUACGGAGACUGGUGAUGAAGCAUUUUUGCGGCUCAAAGAAAAAACAAUGAAAUGGAUGUACGGAUUCGAUGAUUUUGAAAAAUGCUGGCAACCAACGAGGACUGUGGAUGGAGGCAAUGUCGGUGGAGCUGUCCCGAUCUCUGCCUUGCUGAUAAACGACAAGGGUUGGCAUGUGAGGGAUGAUAUAUUGAAGAGACCAUGGGCUUUACCACUGGAAAGGUUCCGGAUUAAGAAAGAUGAGUUAGUGCUGUUCCGAAUAACAAACGGUGGAGUAGCACAAGAGCUCAUGCUGCAUAUUGAAGGCCAUCAAAUGAUAAUCGUUGCUGGUGAUGGGAAUGAGAUGGUCCCACAACCGAUUGAUCGACUUAUCAUAUUCCCUGGAGAACGAUAUGAUAUUCUCAUCCGGGGAUUGAAAAACCCAACGAAAAAGAGCUAUAUGAUGGUAGUGGAGACGGUACAGUACUAUUUCUUCGAUUGGACUCGAAUCGAUACAGACUACACUGUGGCGUUUAUCGAAUAUCAAGGUGAUGGAAACCUCAAUGAAGAUAGGGCACCGCCCACUUUCACACAUUCGCCUGAUUGUACCGCCCAGAAAAGGUGUACUGUAUUGAAUUGUCCAUUCGAGUCAUAUCCAUCCAACUUCAACUUCACUUGUAUGUGCUACGACAAACUUCGUCAUCCCAAGCCUUCAAAGAUUGACAAGGAAAUUCUGAAGGAUACUGCGUUCACUGGAGGAUUUGAGGAGCACUUCAUUAACAUGCAUUACGAUUCACAUGUCGAUGGCUUCAAAUAUGAACAUCCUCUUGGAAUGCCCUACUAUCAUCAAAAUGACAUGGCAUCAAUUUCCAAGGAUUGCAACAAAGUAAACUGCUCAAAAACGUCCAACAAAUUCGACGACAACUGUAACUGCUUUUAUCAUAAAAAACACAAGCUGAACAACAUCGUGCAGGAUUGCAACAAAGUGAACUGCUCAACAGCGUCGAACAAAUUCGAUGACAACUGCAACUGCUUUUAUCAUAAAAAACACAAGCUGAACAACAUUGUGCAGAUUACUUUGUACAAUAUGGGUACCGGUGGAGCGUUCAGUACCGGUUACGCUCAUCCAUUCCACAUUCAUGGCACUCAUUUCUACGUGAUGAAGGUCGGAUGGCCAUCGUACAAUGCCAGUGGUAUGAUAUCGACAAUGAAUCCCGAUAUAGAGUGUAACGGAACGGAUGCUGUAUGUGAUGGAGCAGUUUGGCGGAACCGGUCCUGGAUGAAUGGUGCAGUACAGGGCAUGAAUACCGUAGACCCUUCGCUUAGGGAUACGAUCACGUUGCCAGUUGGUGGCUACAUUGUCAUACGGUUUCGUGCAACAAAUCCAGGGUGGUGGUUUGCUCACUGCCAUCUCGAACUUCAUGCUAUGAGCGGGACGGCGUAUGCAUUCCAGGUUGGAGAACACAAGGAUAUCGCUCCACCGCCUGGGAACUUCCCACAUGAUUGCGGUGCAUUUAAAAUGCCACCUCUGGGUCCACGCCACAGGUCUCACCGUCGCCGUUGA